CAAACAACAAAUGGCAGCAACUGCAGCAGUGGGAAUAUCGGAGUAUUACAUGAGCAAGAUCGAGGGUCUUGAGGUCAAAAGUAACAGCAUGACCCACAAUCUGCGACGACUCGAAGCUCAACGUAACCAACUCAAUGCUAAAGUGCGACUACUCCGUGAAGAACUUCAGCUACUACAAGAGCCUGGCUCAUAUGUUGGUGAAGUUGUAAAAGUCAUGGGAAAAACCAAGGUUUUGGUCAAGGUUAACCCAGAAGGAAAAUACGUUGUGGACAUUCAUCCAUCUAUAGAUCUUUCUCAACUGACACCUAAUGUCCGCGUUGCUUUGCGUCACGACUCAUAUCAGCUUUACAAGGUGUUGCCUAACAAGAUUGACCCACUUGUAUCGCUUAUGAUGGUUGAAAAAGUUCCUGAUUCGACGUAUGAGAUGAUUGGUGGUCUUGAAAACCAGAUCAAGGAAAUCAAAGAAGUCAUUGAACUUCCUGUAAAACAUCCCGAACUAUUCGAAUCACUUGGUAUUGCUCAACCCAAGGGAGUCUUGUUGUAUGGACCUCCUGGUACUGGAAAAACUCUUUUAGCGAGAGCUGUUGCGCAUCAUACUGACUGCCGAUUCAUUCGUGUAUCGGGUUCAGAAUUGGUUCAAAAGUAUAUUGGUGAAGGGUCUCGAAUGGUUCGUGAACUUUUUGUCAUGGCCAGAGAACAUGCGCCUUCAAUUAUUUUUAUGGACGAAAUUGAUUCGAUCGGCUCUAGUCGUAUGGAAGGCGGCGGUGGUGGUGGUGGGGGUGGUGGUGAUUCUGAAGUUCAGCGCACUAUGCUCGAGCUUCUUAACCAGCUGGAUGGAUUCGAAGCUACUCAAAGCAUUAAAGUCAUUAUGGCUACUAAUCGUAUUGAUAUUCUUGACCCUGCUCUGCUACGUCCAGGUCGUAUCGAUCGUAAAAUCGAAUUUCCUCCACCCAACGAAGCAGCUCGUGCUGAUAUUCUCAAGAUUCACUCCCGUAAAAUGAAUCUCACACGUGGUAUUGAUCUUCACAAGAUUGCUGAACAAAUGAUUGGUGCGAGCGGUGCUGAAGUAAAAGGUGUCUGUACAGAGGCAGGCAUGUACGCUCUUCGCGAACGCCGUGUCCACGUCACUCAAGAGGACUUUGAAAUGGCUGUAGCCAAGGUGCUCAAGAAGGAUUCAGAGCAGAAUAUGAGUAUCAAAAAGCUUUUCAAAUAGUCGAUUUUUUUGUUGGCAAUAGACCAAUAAAGUCCAUUCUAUAGGAUU
Batrachochytrium dendrobatidis JAM81 is the source of this 1261-nucleotide messenger RNA. RefSeq names its product 26S protease subunit. Gene Ontology annotation, cellular component: proteasome regulatory particle, base subcomplex. The transcript has 3 exons. Gene Ontology annotation, biological process: proteasome-mediated ubiquitin-dependent protein catabolic process. The coding region runs from base 11 to 1213 and encodes 400 amino acids. The record is from RefSeq and is a predicted model, not a curated record. Gene Ontology annotation, molecular function: ATP hydrolysis activity; ATP binding; proteasome-activating activity. Lineage: Eukaryota; Fungi; Chytridiomycota; Chytridiomycetes; Rhizophydiales.